Molecule: messenger RNA, 1256 nt
Organism: Arabidopsis lyrata subsp. lyrata
Lineage: Eukaryota; Viridiplantae; Streptophyta; Magnoliopsida; Brassicales; Brassicaceae
Exons: 1
Coding region: 754-1098 (114 amino acids)
Source: RefSeq, a predicted model, not a curated record
AAUGUCAAUUAUUCUUUGGAUGUGGUUAUUCUGCACAAUCAAAAUAAAUAUUUGGUGUAAUUUGUUAAAUAAUAUAGUAUCAAGGUGGAUAUGUGUACAAUACACAUCAUUGAGGACAAAAUUCCAAAUGUUUACAUUUUCUUUGUUAUGAGCAACCGUUUUAUUCCGAUUUUAAACCUUCCCGUUGAACGUAGUUGUCGCCACCCUAAUGUUUUCACGAGCCAAAGCCUAGAUUCACAAAAAAACUAAAUACCAUUUUUUUUGUGUGGUCAUCAAGUAUUCGAGUGAGAUCAAUUUGUGUGUAUGUUUCAUUACGCUAUAGUUUGAAUAGGUUAAUAGACCACUACGAUGAUCAGUCGAUGACGUGGGCUCGAGAAGAUUAGUAUUACUACUUUCAAUCUGCAAAUGGUCUUCUCUUCAACUUUGAGAGAGUGUCACGAGAAUGUUGUUAGUUCAUAUUGUUUUUCGUUCCAUGUAUUUGACAUUGUAUUUUCAAUUUUUUGUCAACCAAAGUAUUUGACGACAUUUAAAAUUCAAUUCAGACGGUUUGAUUUUUUGAACAUUUCACGUGAUAUCUUUUGGUGAUGAAUUCAGGGGAGAAGCCAGAGAAACCACACGUCCGUACAUGCCUAUAUAUAGUAAGGUCAUUAGCCACACGUACCUACUCAUCAAACAAGAAGUCGAACUCAAAAGGUUCCAAGAAAAUACUAACAAAGCAAACUACAUUUUAAGAUCACUUUCUCAUUUAAUUGCAUGGGUUCGAUGGAGGCUUUAGCGAUGGCGGGAGUGGAUUAUCAAGAAUGGGGACUUUGUAUUGAAGAAUGGGAGCUUCAAGAAUCUGUAGUUCCGCCCCAUUUGAUUGCUGAUGAUUUUGAAGAAGAAGAACUUCGAGACAAAGAUGAUGAUGAUGAUGAUGAUGAUAGAGGUUUAGAUGGCUUAGCGGUUAAAGAAUCUGUCACUUGUGACAUUAGAGCUUCGGUUGGGAAAUUGAUUGAGCAAUCUAUCUCACAUAUGAUUGUUCACCUCAAACAGCUUAAGUUCUUAACACUUCUUCUUGAGAACUUUUUGUUUAGCCAUGUUCUUGAUUUUCUUUUGUAAUUGUCUUCACAAGUCCUUUUUUUGGGGGGGGUUGUCAACCGGUUUAAGAGUUUUGUUUUCAUAAAAGAGUACCGAGUUAAAUGUAAUGUAAGUAUUUUAUUUGUUCGUCACAAAAAAAUGUACUGUAAGUACUAGUAUUCAUGAGUUUUGUUAUAUUA